AUGGACAUUGACAUGAGCCGCCGGAAUAAGAGGCCCCGUCCUCUAUCCAACGAGGAACGAUCGCGUCUUGAUGAAUUCAUCGAAGGGAUCCACUACUCCAACAGAUACAACGACAGCGAGUACGAGUACCGUCACGUGCAGCUGCCCAAGGCCAUGCUCAAGGCGAUCCCCGAAGACUAUCAAGAUUCCUCAAAAGGAACACUGAAGCUGCUAUGGGAGGAGGAAUGGCGCGCGCUAGGGAUCACACAGAGCUUAGGAUGGGAGCAUUACGAGGUCCACGAGCCCGAGCCGCACAUUCUCCUCUUCAAGCGCCCAAUCAAUUACCAGCCCGCGCUGCAACAGUGA
This is a messenger RNA of Cordyceps militaris CM01, 345 nucleotides long. Its product is annotated as cell cycle regulatory protein Cks/Suc1, putative. Gene Ontology annotation, molecular function: histone binding; protein kinase binding; ubiquitin binding. Gene Ontology annotation, biological process: regulation of mitotic cell cycle. The transcript has 4 exons. The record is from RefSeq and is a predicted model, not a curated record. Gene Ontology annotation, cellular component: cyclin-dependent protein kinase holoenzyme complex; SCF ubiquitin ligase complex. NCBI's taxonomy places the organism in Eukaryota, Fungi, Ascomycota, Sordariomycetes, Hypocreales, Cordycipitaceae. Bases 1 to 345 code for a protein of 114 amino acids.